This is a messenger RNA of Saitoella complicata NRRL Y-17804, 1218 nucleotides long. RefSeq lists its product as uncharacterized. NCBI's taxonomy places the organism in Eukaryota, Fungi, Ascomycota, Saitoellomycetes, Saitoellales, Saitoellaceae. The transcript is spliced from 2 exons. Gene Ontology annotation, cellular component: fungal-type cell wall; plasma membrane. The record is from RefSeq and is a predicted model, not a curated record. Gene Ontology annotation, biological process: fungal-type cell wall organization. Bases 1 to 1218 code for a protein of 405 amino acids.
AUGUUCAAGAAGGUCCUUGUUGCGUCUUUGAUGGCUUUCGCCAUGGCUCAGGCUGCCGAUGACUCGUGCUCCAACAGCACUUUCACCAUCAACUCCCAGUCCGACCUCGAUGCCCUUGCUUCCUGUGACACCGUCACCGGUAACAUUGUCAUCACCUCCCAGUUGGCUACUGCUACCUUGAACGGUGUUCAGGAGAUCAACGGUGACCUUCAGGUUCUCCAGGACAUCGCAUUGACCGUCUUGUCCGCUCCUUCCCUCCAGUCCAUCUCUGGUACUCUCAAGUUGGUCAACUUGACCCUCUUGAACACUCUCGCUAUGCCUGCCUUGACCUCCUUGGGUGGUAUCGACUUCGAGACUCUCCCUGCUCUCCAGCAGGUUCAGUUCAACACUGGUGUCACCUCCGCUGACGAUGUCCUCAUCACCGACACUCAGCUCAACUCCUUGGACGGUAUCACCUUGACCACCGCCAACACCAUCGACAUCAACAACAACAUCUACCUCAGGAACAUCUCCAUGCCCCAGUUGGCUUCCGUCUCCGACACCAUCAACAUUGCCUACAACUUCGCUUCCCUCUACGUCAACUUCCCCGCCCUCCUCACUGCUGGUAACGCUACCUUCUUCUCCACUGGUGAUGUCAACACCCCCAAGUUGAACAACGUUACUGGUGGUUUGGGUUACAUCAACGGUUCCAUGACCUCCGUCACUGCCAGGAACCUUACCUCUGUUGGUUCCCUUACCUUCAACGACAACACCAAGUUGUCCAACAUCUCCAUGCCCAACUUGGCCACCAUCAACGGUGCUUUCUUGAUUGCCAACAACACUGACUUGUUGGUCAUCGACGGAUUCCCCAAGGUCUCUGAGGUUGCUGGUGCCAUUGACUUCACUGGUGACUUCACCAACGUCUCCCUUCCUGCCCUUUCUGACGUCAAGGGUGGAAUGAACGUUCAGUCUACCUCUGACGAGUUCGAGUGCCCCUUCGAGGAUGACUCCACCAACGGUGUUAUCAAGGGUGACACCUUCGUCUGCAAGGGUGCUUUGAAGACCGUUACCACCGGUUUGAAUGGUACCAACCAGACCGCUGACGGUUCCGGCACUGGUACCUCCACCUCCUCUGGUUCCUCCUCUUCCUCCACCUCUACCUCUGGUGCCUCCAAGGUUGCCUCCGCCAUGGGUGUUGCUGCCUUGAUCGCUGGUGCCGUCGCCCAGUUCGCUCUCUAA